This is a messenger RNA of Belonocnema kinseyi, 708 nucleotides long. RefSeq lists its product as uncharacterized. The record is from RefSeq and is a predicted model, not a curated record. The coding region runs from base 1 to 708 and encodes 235 amino acids. The transcript is spliced from 2 exons. Lineage: Eukaryota; Metazoa; Arthropoda; Insecta; Hymenoptera; Cynipidae.
AUGGAAGGGCAGCCAGCAACUGACAUCAAUGUCGUCAAGAUGUCGUUUCAGCGAAUCCAGAGAGGUAUUUCAAGCAAGGGGAUCACAAGAAAACAGCGAGUCUACGGUUUAAGAGCUGCGAAUAGCGGCAGUGUAUCAGCGGGUUCGGGCAGAUCCAAGGUGAACCAUCGACGAGUUCACAGAAGAGUUGCAGUAAACGCGGUUAUUAAGCGACAACAUUGUAAGCUUCCGAGUUUCGAACAGUUAACGGCUAAGUUAGCCGGGGCACGACUAUUUUCAAAACUUGACGCUAAAAAAAGGUUUUAUCAAAUUAAAUUAGAUGAGGAAAGUUCACUGAUGACAACUUUAAUUUCUCCAUUCGGCCGAUACAGAUUUCUGAAACUAUCGUUUGGCAUAGCAUGGGCACUAGAAAUAUUUCAUACUACGUUUCGGAAUUUAUCUGAGACGGUUGAAGGAGUAAGAGUUUACAUAGAUGAUAUACUCGUGGCUGGGCGAACUCAGGAAGAGCAUGGCAGUAAAUUAAAGCGGGUGUUACAAUUUGCCAAAGAAAAUGGGGUAAAGUUUAUCGAGAAUCAAUGUAAAAUAGAAUCAAAUGAAGUUAACUAUGUCGGCCAUGUAUUAUGUGAAAAAGCUGUUAGAAUUGACGAGAACCAAAUCGAAGCAAUCAAAAGCAUUUCAGGCCCGAAACAUGCUGAGGAUUUUAAGUGA